AUGGGCGGAGCAAGUCCCUCAACACAAGGACUACUCAGAGAUGUGUCGUACCGAGCCGUUCCGCACAACUAUCCCGCCCCACGGGGAUGGGUAAAGGCCCAAAUAGACAGCACCCAAGUUUUUGCAAAUUUAUCUAAGGCACAUGGCCCCUUGACAUCGCUGCAUGAAUCCUACGGCCGCCCCGUUGAUGGACACGUGCGGGACCCGGUCAUGACAGGUAGAGAUAUGAUUAUUGAAGAGACUAUAGGCCACCCAAGAUGUAGUCACUAUGGACGCUGGAUUUCGGCUUCUAGCGCCAGUUCAUCCGCCCUUGAGGGUCACAUGGUUCACAAAGGCUUGACAAGCUCGCACACCCACGUGGACAUGGACACCCUGUCGCUUGUGAAACUUUGCACACCGAGAACUAGGGGGUACCAAGUACCCCCCCUGGAGGCCGCUCAACAGGCACAGUUAAAAGUCUCUGCCAAGUGUGUGCAGAAAAUUGGCAUGAAAAUUACCUAUAAAGAGAAAGAUGGUGUCGGUAUACCUGCUACUCUUCUACGGUUGAAGAUUCUGUAUUCCGUUGCGCAAAGUGGGUCAUUAAGGCUGCUCAAGAGGAGGUGCAAAUGCAUUACCAAUACCAUGCCUUCGCCAUACACCGAUGAAUAUGGUACUUUGUUCCUAAUCAGAUAUGUGAUUGACCCUGCACUGUCUACUACUCACUGAGAUGCAUUGGCGGCAUCUCAAUGAGAUGGCAGGAAAAGGCCCGAACCCAUGCCGACGGCAAUCUUGCGUCUCAACAUAAAAUAUGGUGGUACAUUACUCAAAGGUCAUAACCAAGCCAAUUCUCCGGUAGAUGACCAGGCCGGUGGAGACGGUCCAGGGUAUUGAGCUCCUGCUGCGGCCCUACUGUGCAGG
This is a messenger RNA of Bipolaris sorokiniana ND90Pr, 897 nucleotides long. RefSeq lists its product as uncharacterized. Bases 1 to 705 code for a protein of 234 amino acids. The transcript is spliced from 3 exons. Lineage: Eukaryota; Fungi; Ascomycota; Dothideomycetes; Pleosporales; Pleosporaceae. The record is from RefSeq and is a predicted model, not a curated record.